AUGUCCCAACGCAGCCUGUCUCCAUUUGUGGAGCUCAGGUCGUCUGAUAAUAGAAGAGACUUACAGGAACGGGUUUCCAAGUUGGAAUAUGAAAACUCCACCCUUCGGACGGAAAAACGCUUGCUUGAGCAGAGUAACGACUCUCUGAAGAAACGGUACGAGGACCUUCUUGCCAGAAAGAACGAAGAGUUGGCGGCUCUCCAGAGCAAUUUCGACUAUGUGUUUAAUCAGCGGAAAGAGUUGCAGAGCAAGUUGCAGAACCAGAAGGAUAUUGCUGGCAAGACUUCGUCAGACACAGUUGCAGAGUCUUCGGCAUUGAAGAAGGAGAAUAGGUCGUUGAAACAGCAGCUCGACCGCCUUGAAAGGCUGUAUAAUAGUGUUUCUGCAAAGUGUGAGCACCUAAGAGCAGACCUCAAUCGAGAGCUUUCCGCCAACGAUCAGUAUAGAGACCAGGUAAAGGUGCUUGAGAAGGAGAUUCAGCGUUUGUCUCAAUUGAAUGAUGAUAUUUUAGAAAGACUUAAGCUCGCAAAGAGCCAGUCUGAGAAUGGAUCUGCUAUUAAGACCGCAGAGGACCUACGAUUGAGGUAUACGGCUCUUCAGCUGACCAAUAGCCAGCUCCAGUCCAAGGUCGACCAACUACUUCAGCAUAAAACGAGCGUUGAGCUUUUGAAACAAAAAUGUGCGUCAUUGUCGAAGAAGGCCGAACAAUUGGAGAGUGCUGAACGUAAAGCAGCUCAGCUGGAGAUCGGACGUCUUGAAAUCAAGGCGAAGUUUGAUGAAUAUUUUGGUUUUCUUGCCCAAAAUGUCGAGGGAGCAGAUAGCGAGGAUCAAGAAAGUCAGGAUUCUAAAGUUUCAACCCUUCUACAGGACUACAGAGCCCUUCAGAACAAAAACUUGGUACUUUACGAUAAACUUAAUCAGGCCCAAGUAUCUAUCACCGAACUUACCCAAUCGGGAGAACAGCUUAUAGCCAAACUAGAGCAAGAGCUCGAACCUGAAAACCAAAGAUUAAAAAUCGAGCUUCAAAAAUCCCAGAACGACCUCAAAGAGCUUCAAAAGACCAAGGUUCUUAAUACUCGAGAGAUUGAGUUCCUCAGAAAGUCUGUCAAGGAGCUUGAUGCGGCAUUGUUACGCAAGCAGCAAGGAGAUGCCGCUUUGUCUGGCUCAGGCGAUCAAGACUCUUCCAAGAGCAAGGCAACGAACCAAUACUUGUCUAGCUUGGAAAAGUUGGUUGACGACUACAAGCAUGAAAUCGAGAACUUACGUCAACAGAAGAACGGCACCACUGCCUUGCCUUUGGCUCCGACGAAAAGACCAAGAAUACUUGAGGAUGAUACCCAUGUCUUCAACACCAAGACUCUCCGAAAUGAAAACAUUGAACUUUUGUCUAAGAUCAAAGGUCUCCGAGAUGAGGUCGCCAUUCUCAAGAAUAAGCUAGACGCUUACGAUAAUGCUACACAGCACACAACACAUAUUCUAGAACUCAGAAGGAAUCCAUUCAACAAGGAUCAGCUCGUGAAGCAGGAGACUCUUGACCUUCUUCGCCAGGAAAACGAAGCUUUGAUUACCAAGUAUGUGAACAACAAUGAUGUUUCAACCGUCCCCAGAGCCAUCUUUGCCAGACAAGAGAAUGACAAGGAGAAUCUUCAAACCAAGAUUGAUCAACUCAAUAAGAAGAUCAGUCGAUUAACUAGCGUCUACGCCGACAAGAGUAAAAAGAUCAUGUCAUUGGUUUCCAAGUUCUUUGGUUAUUCGAUUGAAUUUGUCCCCAGUCCAAUGAAUCCUAAUGACUUGUGCUCGAAAAUGAAGCUCUUCUCGAAAUUCCAUUCGAGGAAUGGAAAAGAAUCCGAGGCCUGCUAUUUGACGUUGGACGUUCAUACGAAGGACCUUAAGGCACAUGGAACAUAUGAUUUCAGAAACCUUUGUUCCGAAUUAGUCACCCAAUGGGUCAACGAAAAGGAUCUGAUACCGUGCUUCUUAAGUGCCUUGAAUCUUCGGCUCUACCAAAACAAAAGUGUUACUGCUCAAUGA
Candidozyma haemuli is the source of this 2031-nucleotide messenger RNA. RefSeq names its product coiled-coil domain-containing protein. The record is from RefSeq and is a predicted model, not a curated record. Bases 1 to 2031 code for a protein of 676 amino acids. The transcript has a single exon. Gene Ontology annotation, biological process: mitotic spindle assembly checkpoint signaling; attachment of mitotic spindle microtubules to kinetochore. Gene Ontology annotation, cellular component: nuclear envelope; mitotic spindle; kinetochore. NCBI's taxonomy places the organism in Eukaryota, Fungi, Ascomycota, Pichiomycetes, Serinales, Metschnikowiaceae.